CCCACGCUGCUSGAGUCCGCCUGGCCCCUCGGCCCCCAAGGAGCCCUUCCCGCGACAGCUAGGCGAUGCCGCGCAGCCGGCAGCCGAGGGUCCGCUCCGGGAACGAGCCUCGCCCCGCGCCCGACAUGGAACCGGCGGGUGACGGGGCCUGGGCCCACAGCCGCGCCGCGCUCGACCGCCUGGAGAAGCUGCUGCGCUGCUCGCGCUGCACUAAUAUUCUGAGGGAGCCCGUGUGUUUAGGAGGGUGUGAGCACAUCUUCUGUAGUGAUUGUGUAAGUGAUUGUGUUGGAACUGGAUGUCCAGUGUGUUACACUCCAGCCUGGAUACUAGAUGUCAAGAUCAACAGACAGUUGGAUAGCAUGAUCCAGCUUUGUAGUAAGCUUCGGAAUUUGCUACAUAACAAUACGCUUUCAGAUUUGAAAGAUGAUACAUCUAGAACAAAUAUAUUCAAUGAUUCGGAAAACAAGAAGAAUUCAAUAAAGAUGUGGUUUAGUCCUCGAAGCAAGAGGGUCAGAUAUGUUGUGAGUAAAGUUUCAGUGCAGACCCAGCCUCAAAAAGUAAAAGAUGAUAGAACUCAGCAAGCAUCAAUGUAUGAAUUUGUUUCUUCAAGUCCUCCUGUAGUUGUUCCUAAGAGGGCUAAAAAGGCUUCUACAACAUCUGCAAAGAAGCAAAAAAAGAAAACUUUAGCUGAAAUCAACCAAGAAUGGAAUUUAGAAGUAGAAAAAGAAGCUGGUGAACUUGACUCCAAAGAGGAAUUUAAGGAAAGGGUGGUAUCCUUCUGUAGCUCACCAUCAGUUAUCACUAGUCCACAGAUAAAUGGUGAAAUAGACUUAUUAGCAAGUGGCUCUGGAACAGAAUCUGAAAGCUUUGGAAGCUUAACUGAGGUCUUUUUACCAUUGGCUGAGCAUAUAGAGUCUCCAGACCUUGAGGGGAAGAAUGAGGUGACUCCUGAGGAGAAAGAGGUCACUGACAGUGAUCUUACAACUAAGGCAGCUUUGGUCUCCGGUCUCCCUGGCAAACGUGGGUGUUGUCGCAGGUUGUCUGGCUCCACGUCUAAGAGAUGUAAAAGCAGCAUUCCAAGCACCAGUGGAGAUUUCGUUAAGCAAACAGUUCUCUCAGAAAACAUCCCAUUGCUUGACUGUUCCUCCCCACCUCCCAGCAAACUUAAAGGGGAUGACAUGACGAAGAGGAAAAACAGUAAUACAUCAGAUGAGUCCAUUAGCCUUUCACCAUGUACACCACCAUCUACACUGAAUAGUUCAAGUUACCGACGAAUGAUGUUGAGCCCCUCUGCAAGGAAGCUGUUUCCUGGUAGCUCUAUGGUUGGGAAAAGAAACCAUAGAGGAGAAACUUUGCUUCAUAUUGCUUCUAUCAAGGGUGAUGUUGCUUCUGUUGAAUACCUCUUGCAAAACGGAAGUGAUCCGAAUGUUAAAGACCAUGCUGGAUGGACACCAUUGCACGAAGCCUGCAACCAUGGGCACCUGAAGGUAGUGGAAUUGCUGCUCCAACAUAAGGCAUUGGUGAACACCACUGGCUACCAGAAUGACUCACCACUUCAUGAUGCAGCCAGGAAUGGGCACGUGGAUAUAGUCAGGUUGUUACUGUCCUGUGGAGCCUCCCGGAAUGCAGUUAACAUAUUUGGUCUGCGGCCUGUGGAUUAUACAGACAAUGAAAAUAUGAAAUCAUUAUUGCUGCUACCAGAGAAGAAUGAAUCAUCCUCAACUAGCCAUUGCUCAGUUGUGAAUACAGGGCAGCGUAGAGAUGGACCACUUGUGGUUAUAGGCAGUGGACUUUCUUCAGAACAACAGAAAAUGCUCAGUGAACUUGCAACAAUUCUUAAGGCUAAAAAAUGUGCUGAGUUUGACAGUACAGUAACUCAUGUCAUUGUACCUGGUGAUGAAGUUCAGAGUACUCUGAAGUGUAUGCUUGGAAUUCUUAAUGGAUGCUGGAUUCUAAAGUUUGAAUGGGUGAAGGUCUCUCUACAAAACAAAGUAUGUGAACAGGAAGAAAAGUAUGAAAUUCCUGAAGGCCCACAGAGAAGCAGGCUUAACAGAGAACAGCUGUUGCCAAAGCUAUUUGAUGGAUGUUACUUCUAUUUUGGGGGAACCUUCAAACAUCACCCAAAGGACAACCUUAUUAAGCUUGUCACUGCAGCAGGGGGCCAGAUCCUCAGUAGAAAACCUAAGCCAGACAGUGAUGUGACUCAAACCAUCAAUACAGUUGCGUACCAUGCCAAGCCCGAUUCUGAUCAGCGCUUCUGCACACAGUAUAUCAUCUAUGAGGAUUUGUCUAAUUAUCGCCCAGAAAGGGUUCGUCAGGGCAAAGUCUGGAUGGCUCCUUCAAGCUGGUUUAUAGACUGUGUGAUGUCCUUUGAGUUGCUUCCUCUUGACAGCUGAAUAUCAUACCAGAUGAACAUUUCAAAUUGAAGUUGCACAGUUGUGUGAACUUAGCACAAUCUUUGAUCAUUCACAUUUUUACAGAUAGGUAGACUCAUUCACAUUACUACUACUAC
Molecule: messenger RNA, 2512 nt
Organism: Urocitellus parryii (Arctic ground squirrel)
Lineage: Eukaryota; Metazoa; Chordata; Mammalia; Rodentia; Sciuridae
Gene: Bard1
Product: BRCA1 associated RING domain 1
Biological process (GO): protein K6-linked ubiquitination
Cellular component (GO): BRCA1-A complex; BRCA1-BARD1 complex
Molecular function (GO): ubiquitin-protein transferase activity; protein binding
Source: RefSeq, a predicted model, not a curated record